Molecule: messenger RNA, 882 nt
Organism: Adineta ricciae
Lineage: Eukaryota; Metazoa; Rotifera; Eurotatoria; Adinetida; Adinetidae
Source: the annotation of a GenBank genome assembly
AUGAAUGAAAACGCUAGUAAUACGUAUAAUCAAUCUGCAAAUCGUCUCUACAUCAGCAAUGAUUCAGCAGUUUUUAUCAUUCAAAUACCGGUUUCGAUCUUAUCUAUCAUUCUUGCCAUCUUGUAUAUGGUCCUUAUAUCCACUAGACCACUGUUUCGGAAGAAUAAACUCAAUUGGUUUACCGUCAAUGUAUGUUUAACUAGUGUGUUCCUAUGUAGUAUUAUACUACAAAUGAGCAUUCAACAGCUUCUGACAGUAUCUAGUGAUUUAUCUUGUCGAUUGCAAGCAUAUCUAGCAGAUAUGGCUGCAUGUCAAAUGAUGUACUCGCAUUGUGUGGUUGCGAUCAGUAGAAUAUUCACAAUUGUGUAUUCAAAUAAGCAAUUUUUCCGAUCAAAUUCUUAUAUUUGGCUCUGUAUUGGACUUGGAUGGCUUUUUGGCUUGCUGAUUGCUCUACCACAUUUAUUUUCAAACAGUUUCGCUUGUCCGAGUGAUGAGCAGCCCGACUUUAUGCCGUAUUACACUCUAGCAACUACUCUGCUCAUCCCGGUGGCUACUGUCACCCUAUGUAAUAUACGCAUCUUUCUGUUUGUACGUCAGUCUACUCGUCGAGUUGGUGUCACGGGUGGUAGUGGUCAAACUUCACAUUCACGUGAUGUAUUUUUACUGAAAACAACAAUCGGCACGUUUGUGGCCUUUCUAAUUGGAUGGACUCCUCUUCUUGCAAUACAGCUCUUUAACAAGAACGAUUCAAUUCCAUCAUUUCUCAAUGCUUGUAUUCAGGUACUACCAUCAAUAACCAUUCUUUACGAUGUUAUUGUAAUAAUCUAUACCAAUCAACCUGUGCGCAGUUUUAUCAAACAAAUAAUUAUUCGCCGUCCAUAA